AUGUACGAUCGCCAGACAGAAGAGCUGAUACAAUCGUGCAAAAACUGCAUUUUGAGCUCAUCCAAGUGUACUAUUGAAUGUAGCACAUGUGAUGAAGAAGGUAUUAUUUGUGACGACUGCGAAACUCUUGGUUACGCCUCAACGAAUACACUCAACCGAAAGUGCAAACUUUGUCAACUGGAUGGCCUUCCCUGUACGCGGAUGCACGAAAUUUCAUGGAUAUCUGACUCUGAAGCUGCCCAGAGCGCCUACAUGACUGUUCUACAGGAGCAACACCAGAAAGUACCUAUUCCAGAUCCUCCACACGUUUUAAAACUUGUAAGAAGUUCGUUGUUCAAUUACUGGACAUUUGUUGGCGAUUAUCUGAUUAGCCUGAAGUUGUUGAGCAGUGCAAGAGGAGAAACAGAUGAAAACAUCUCCAAGCCAAUAGCCAAAGAACUUCCCCGUAGCUGUUUGCGUAACAAGGAUCAAAUGAACAUGACAACAGCAGUUGCCCAUUUUCGCAAGCAGUUGCUAGACACGUUGCCUGAUGAUGCAAUUGUUGCAACGCUGAUACCUGAGCAAGAUAGGUACUGGCGUCAAAAUCCUGCUGAAAGUGUCCUGAAGUUUCCGACUGCUGUGGCAUUUUCCUCUAAAAACAGUCUUCUGUUUAUUUGUGACAGAAAGAAGUCAACAAUUUUCAUGGCAAAUUUGCAUAAUCCCGUCUGCGCCAUUCCAAUUGCUGGCCCCAAAGCAGGAAUUUGUAAUCCUCAAGGCAUCGCAAUAAAAGAGGAUCAUCUGAUAGUUCUUCUAGGAGGAAACAACUCUGGUUUAAAGGUUAUCGAUAUUAAACAAUUGCUGAACAAGAGUCGUGCCCUUCUUCAACUCGAAGCUGAUGAAGCACAUGUCCAGCCUGAUGAAGGUGAAGCUUCAAGUCGAACCAGUCCAUCUGGUAAAGUGAAGGUUUACGAUGUACGUCUUUGGUCGACAGAAGAAUUGACCGAAGUCGGGUGUUUAGUUUCUCUUACUACGGCCCCUACAUCUGAGAACGAGCCGCUUGGGGUCGACACGUCCGUCCUCGCCCUCAGCUUUGACAAGAAGACCAUUUUCAAAAUAUCGCAGUUCGACUUUGACAUUCAGCAGAAGCGUUACAAAGCCCAACUGGAGAUUUAUUUUGUGGUAAACCAGGGUCAACCGCUUUGCAUUUAUGACGCUCCGGAAGGGCUCCUGAUCUCGAUGCACAACCAAGGAAUUGAAUGUCUUUCUCGUGAAGAGGCCUCUGUCGAACUAACCAGUGUUGUUAAAAAGGACCCGUCAGUUAUCCUUGGCAUUACUAAAACAGCACAAAAGCUCGUCUUCUCUGAUUCUCAUGACCAUUCAGUGAACUUUUGUAUUGAUGGCAAGGUAAUUCACUCACUGGGAGGAAGCCAGCCGGGGAUGCAAGACGGCUUUACUGUUAGGUUUCACUCGCCAUCAGCGCUUGUGUCAUAUGGAGAAUCUAUAUUUGUCUGUGACACCAGCAAUCAAGCUGUCAUACUAAUUUCAAGCUUAAAAAGCUAUAAACAUCUCGGAGAGAAAUUGGGGCUAUUUAUUGAACUCUUCCAACUUGAAGAAGAACUAUCAAGGAAGCCAAGUUUCCAACCAAGUUUGGAAGACGGGUUGAUUAUUCUCAAAGAAGCGGCGGAUUUCAUGAAAGACGUAGAGAGGCAGGCGUAUUUUCGAACAGGUCGAAGAUGUCCCCAGGGUCCUGAUCUAGCAUUGUCAAAACCUACGAGGGACGCUUUUAAAAUGCUUCAUUCGUCAUUUGAGAAAACGAAUUCGUUCUUCUCUGAAAACGAUUUGCAGCAUAUUGCAAAGGAUACAUGCUUUCCAAGUUUCACGACACUACAUGUGGAACAUUUCUUUGCGGGAAUGAGAACCCCAAGUCGUCCAACGCCAGACAUGCAUGAUUACGGCAGCCGCAGACCAAGCUGUAUUGUUGAAUCCGUACAGAAGGUGUAUCACUCUUCCUUUUCAGUGUAUACGGGACCCCAAAGCCACUACACCGAACGAACAAUAAACAAGAGGGAGCCUGAGGAGCUUUAUGAUCGUGCAAAGCUUAGCGAAGAACAUUUUAGGCAAGGAGAUAGUGUUAAGGAGAAAGAUGUUUUGCGUGAAAAAUCAAGGGAACUUAGGCUGUUUGCUAAAGAAUUUAGGCAAGGCGUACGGCAGCAAAGAGUAAGAGACAAAACGAAAGAAAAGGCUGGAACUCUCCCUCUAUCUCUAAGCAUGAUCCGAAGAGUUCAAACAAACCAAACUCAAAAUGUUGUUGACAUGCUUGAAGAGCUUCAAGCCUUAGACGCAGGACAACCUGAAACAGCACAGAUUGAAACUCGUCCAGUUCGUUUUUCAAAGGGAGAUGUAGUCGCCCUAAAACACAACUGGAAACGUUAUUUGGAGCCCUUUUUCCUUGCUAUUCUUCAGGAGGACCUUCAUUGCAGUAAUGGUGGCAUCCUUGAGCGUACCAUGCGUAUUAACUGGCUUGAGCCGUCAGAGGAAGAUGCACUAUUAUACACGGUAGGCAAUGAAGACAACAACAACCCACCUCAGUGUAUUUUAGAUAUUGUAACGGUGGUUCAGGAUGGUGAGAAAUUCAUUCUAUGCCGAAACGAGGAGCAACGCCUAAAAAACUUGGCUAACGGCUCUGACGAGGCUGAUUAUGAUAGCAGUAGUGAGGACGACAGUGAUGGUGACAAAAGUGAAGACGAUGAUGACCAACCGACUCGUUUCGAAGCUGGACGCAGUAGAUCUGGCAGGAGGGUGACACGAUUUGUGCUUUAA
Molecule: messenger RNA, 2799 nt
Organism: Pocillopora meandrina
Lineage: Eukaryota; Metazoa; Cnidaria; Anthozoa; Scleractinia; Pocilloporidae
Source: the annotation of a GenBank genome assembly